CCCUGACCCCGCGGCUCGGAGCUCUCGCGGGAGCCAUGGACGCGCUGGGACUGAAGACUUUGAUUAAUUACUAUUGUCAAGAGAACUUGUUCCAUCAUGUGCUAAUUGUUGCCAGUGACGGCAUGAAGCGAUAUGCCAGUGACCCAGUCUUCAGGUUUUACCAUGCCUAUGGUACAUUAAUGGAAGGUAAAAUUCAAGAAGCUCUUCGAGAAUUUGAAGCUAUUAAAAAUAAACAAGAUGUGUCACUUUGUUCUCUAAUUGCCCUGGUAUAUGCCCAUAAAAUGAGUCCUAAUCCAGAUAGAGAAGCUAUCCUGGAAGCAGAAGCCAGAAUGAAAGAGCAACGGAGAGUGGCAGGACAGGACGCGCUGUACCAUGCAGGCUUGUUUCUGUGGCACAUUGGUCGGCAUGAAAAGGCGAGGGAAUAUAUUGACAGAAUGAUCAAAACGUCAAGCUGUCGGACUACAGAGGGACAGGUUUUGAGAGCAUGGCUUGAAAUUACAAGAGGAAAAGACCCUAAUAUUAAAAAAGCGCUGAAGUAUUUUGAAGAGGCAUUACAAGAGGAAAAUGACAUUUUUGCUCUGCUGGGUAAGGCUCAGUGCCUCGAGAUGCGGCAGAAUUUUGUAGGUGCUCUGGAGACGUUGAACCAGAUAACUCUGAACUUUCCCAGCUUCCUGCCUGCUUUAGUAAAGAAAAUGAAGUUGCAGCUAACCUUGCAGGAAUGGGACCAGACCGUUGAGACAGCUCAAAGGUUAAUGCUACAAGAUAAUAAAAAUGUGGAAGGACUGAGAAUACUGGCUCUUUACUAUUUGUGUAGGGAGGGGGAUAUAGAGAAGGCUACUUCCAAGCUGGAAAGUCUAGCAAAUACAUUGGAAGCCAUGGAACCCCAGAAUGCUCAACUUUUUUAUAAGAUCACGUUAGCCUUCAGCAGAACUUGUGGACGUAAUCAACUGAUCCUUCAAAAGAUUCAAACAUUGCUAGAAAAAGCUUUUCGUUUAGCUCCUCAUCGUUCUGAAUUUGCUACAGAACUUGGAUACCAAAUGAUUUUACAAGGAAAAGUCAAAGGUGCCAUAAACUGGUAUCAGACUGCAAUGACACUUGAUGAGACUAGUAUUUCUGCACUGAUGGGACUAAUCCGGUGUCAAUUAAUCGAAGGUCAAUUACAAGAUGCAGAUCAUCAGUUAGAAUUCUUUAGUGAAAUUCAGCAGUCUAUUGGAAAAUCUACGGAAUUAGCCUACUUACAUGCAGUUCUGGCAAUGAAGAAAAAUAAGCCACAAGAAGAAGUGAUCCGUUUGCUAAACGAUGUCCUGGACAUUCAUUUUUCACAUCUGGAAGAGUUACCACUUGGCAUAGAUUAUUUUGAGAAGUUAAAUCCUGAUUUGGUAGUAGAUGUUAUUACACAAUAUCUGGAUUUCUGUCCAAUGCAGCCUGCAAGCCCCGGGCAGCCUCUUUCUUCAUUCCUCAGACGCUGUACUUCGGUGCUUGAAAUUGUUGUAAGAACUGUACCAGGUCUUCUGCAAGCUAUUUUUCUAAUAGCAAAAGUGAAAUAUUUAUCAGGUGAUAUGGAAGCAGCUUUCAAUAAUCUGCAGCAUUGCCUAGAACAGAAUUCUUCUUAUGCUGAUGCUCAUCUCUUGAUGGCUCGAGUUUAUUUGUCUCAAGAAAAAUUCCAAUUGUGUUGUCAGUCUCUUGAACUUUGUCUGAGCUAUAAUUUCAAGGUGAGAGAAGAUCCUUUAUAUCAUUUAGUAAAAGCCCAGGCACAGAAGAAAAUGGGAGAGAUAGCAGAAGCUAUGAAAACCCUGCAUAUGGCAAUGAACUUACCUGGCAUGAGGAGAUUUGGAGCUUCUUCAACAUCUAAAGGCCAGAAAACUGAAAUUGAUGCAAGUCAUCGCUUAUCAAUCUUUCUUGAGUUGAUAGAACUUCACCGUUUAAAUGGCGAGCAACAUGAGGCAGCAAAAGUUUUACAAGAUGCCAUCCAUGAAUUUUCAGGAACAUCUGAAGAAUUGCGUGUUACGAUGGCUAACGCAGACCUCGCUCUGGCCCAAGGAGAUAUUGAGAGGGCCUUAAGCAUGCUUCGAAAUGUUACAACUCAACAACCGUAUUUCAUAGAAGCCAAAGAAAAAAUGGCAGAUAUUUAUCUCAAGUACAGAAAAGAGAAAAUGCUCUAUAUCACUUGUUAUAGAGAGAUGGCGGAGAGACUGCCCUGCCCCCGGUCCUUCCUCCUCCUUGGUGACGCCUACAUGAAUAUUCAAGAGCCUGAAGAAGCCAUCGUAGCAUAUGAGCAAGCAUUGAAUCAGAAUCCAAAGGAUGGAACUGUGGCAAGGAAAAUUGGGAAAGCUCUCGUCAAAACCCACAACUAUUCAAAGGCAAUCACUUACUAUGAGACUGCUCUGAAAAAUGGACAACAUAAUUAUCUUGCCUGUGACAUGGCUGAGCUUUUACUAAAACUGAAAAUGUGUGAAAGAGCCGAAAACGUUCUUCAACAUGCUUUGCCUCAUGAACCUGUAAAUGAACUGUCAGCUCUCAUAGAGGAUGGACGCACUCAAGUUCUUUUAGCAAAAAUUUUUAGCGAGCUGGAAAGACGUGAUGAAGCACUUACCUCGUUACAGCAGGCUCUUGAGCUGCAGGCUAGAAUACUGAAGCGUGUUCAGAUGGAGAAGCCAGAUGCGGUUCCUGCGCAGAAACAAUUCGCUGCUGACAUUUGUUCAGAGAUUGCAGCACAUUUGGUUGCUCAGCGAGACUAUGAGAAAGCAAUUAAGUUUUAUAGAGAAGCUCUUGUUUAUUGUGAAACAGAUAAUAAGAUAAUCUUGGAACUGGCACGGUUAUACCUGACACAAAAUGACCUUGAGGCCUGCCUACGGCAGUGUACGCUGCUUCUGCAGAGCGACCAGGAAAAUGAAGCCGCGGUCAUGAUGAUGGCUGAGCUCAUGUUCCGAAAACAGGACUAUGAACAAGCAGUGUUUCAUUUACAGCAGCUGUUAGAACACAGCCCAGAUAAUUACGUGUCACUAUCUCGUUUAAUUGAUCUCCUAAGAAGAUGUGGAAAACUUGAAGAAGUUCCAAGACUCUUCAUAAUGGCUGAGAAGCAUAACACUAGAGCAAAAUUUGAAUCCGGAUUCUACUACUGUAAAGGACUAUAUCACUGGUAUACUGGAGAACCAAAUGAUGCCAUUCGACAUUUUAAUAAAGCUCGUAAAGAUAGAGAAUGGGGCCAAAAUGCCCUUUACAACAUGAUAGAAAUCUGUUUGAAUCCAGAUAAUGAAACCAUUGGAGGUGAAGUGUUUGAAAAUCUGGAUGGAGACCUGGGCAGUUCGACUGAGAAGCAAGAGUCUGUGCAGUUAGCAGUGAGAACAGCAGAAAAACUCAAAAAAGAGCUGAAACCUCAGACCGCUCAGGGUCACACCCAGCUUCGCAUUAUGGAAAACUAUUGCCUCGUGGCUUCCAAACAGAAAUCGAAUGUUGAGCAAGCACUAACUACCUUCGCCGAAAUAGCAACGUCUGAGAAAGAUAACAUCCCAGCACUCUUGGGAAUGGCAACCGCUUACAUGAUCUUGAAACAGACGCCACGAGCCAGAAACCAGUUGAAGCGGAUUGCAAAAAUGAAUUGGAACCCGAUUGAUGCUGAGGAUUUUGAGAAGAGUUGGUUGCUGCUUGCUGAUAUUUACAUUCAGUCAGCAAAGUAUGACAUGGCAGAAGAGCUGCUGAAACGGUGCCUGCGCCACAACAGGUCUUGCUGCAAAGCUUAUGAAUAUAUGGGGUACAUUAUGGAGAAAGAACAAGCAUAUUCAGAUGCUGCCCUGAACUAUGAGAUGGCAUGGAAAUUUGGCAAUCAGACAAAUCCAGCAGUAGGAUAUAAAUUGGCAUUUAAUUACUUAAAAGGGAAAAAAUAUGUGGAUGCAAUUGAUGUAUGUCACCAGGUUCUUGAAACCCAUCCAACUUAUCCAAAAAUCAGGAAGGAUAUACUUGAUAAGGCCCGUGCAUCUCUAAGACCAUGAAUAUGAUCGUAACUAAUUGGUUGGUUAAACAAAAUGAAAGGAAUCAGGAUUUCAGCUCCUCCAGUUCAAAAGAGAUUUGCGGGAGGGCAUUGUGAUAAGAGCAGACUUUUCUUUCCCCAGCAGAGGGUGCUGCUGUAUCAAAUGGAUGCUUCCUAAUAGAGCAAGCAGUUGAAGAGGGCUGGUCUACUUAAUGGACUCUUGAUUCGUCACAGAUUUGACAUCGCCAACAUAAAGAUUAUAACCUGUUUGGAAAAGAAUGUUUUGUUAAAAAUCUCGUUAAUUAAGUAUGGUCCCAUAUCAUUUUUAUGCAAUAUUAGUUGUGUAUAGUGUUAUUGCUACGUUAAGAAACUUUGGAAUGUUUCAUUCUUAUUUCUAAGAUUUGAGCACAUCUCGUAAUAAUUUGUGAAAAGGGAAAUAUGUAUAUUUUAAUAAAGAUUCAUGAAUUUG
Echinops telfairi (small Madagascar hedgehog) is the source of this 4436-nucleotide messenger RNA. RefSeq names its product tetratricopeptide repeat domain 21B (gene TTC21B). Gene Ontology annotation, molecular function: protein binding. Lineage: Eukaryota; Metazoa; Chordata; Mammalia; Afrosoricida; Tenrecidae. The record is from RefSeq and is a predicted model, not a curated record. The coding region runs from base 36 to 3989 and encodes 1317 amino acids. Gene Ontology annotation, biological process: intraciliary retrograde transport; protein localization to cilium. The transcript has 29 exons. Gene Ontology annotation, cellular component: intraciliary transport particle A.